UGCAAGAAUUUAAUGAUUACAAUAGUUCUCGCCUUGUACCAGAGACGCGAGACUUUCUGUUCAAUAAAAAAUGAUAAAAUCAAUUUAUGUUUCUAUUAUACUUUCGCAGGUUUUACUUGUGCAUUCAGAUAUCAUAAGUGAUGAAGAAGAAGCGUACACAACAGAACAAGUUGAAGAAGAGUGGCACAUGGAUUUUAUGCCUACCGGCUACCUACCUGACAGCGUUUACAGAGAGCUGGCAUGGUAUGGCAUAUUACAAAUCCAACCCCUUCAUCAUAGUUCGAAGCACAAAGUAGCUGCGCAAUUGAUUUGGCAGCAUACCUUAGGACGGCCACAUGUUAUUUUGGAAAAUCCACCACAGUCAACUCAAUCGCCAGGUAAAGUUAGUAGACAGAUUCUAGCGGAGGAAGCCGCGAAAUGGUCACGGGAACAGCGCGCGGCGCAGGAAGUCUUGAUGGAGAAUAUCAAGAGCGGCGGCAACGGACUCACCGUCAGAACUGUUAUCAGUGCGCACAGGAAGACCAUCUAUAUCAUACAGAAUGGUAACUAUUACAAAUGUCCACCGGGCUCUGAGCCGGACUUAGACGCGUACAGAGUUCAGGCGAACAUGCAUGAACGCAAAUGUACCUUCGGUAAGCAGUCUAUACCGGUGCCUGUGGACCCGUGUAUAGAAGCUGAAGUAGCACCCAUAGAGUAUUCCUUCCACGAAGGCUGGAUGUUCUGCCUUGGCAAUGGCGAGAGAGAAAAUAACUACUUCCAAAAUGGUACAUUAGACUGUGGUAAUAAGACCAAGGUAUCAGUUGGUGAAUUUUUGGAUCAAUGUGCGAUCGAUUACAACAUAGUUAUCACAUUUGAUUACUUCGGCGACGAACCGAGGAAAGAUAUGAUGCACAAUGCAACACUCUGCACUACGUGGGAUCCAUGUCGCUUGUCAUAUUUAUACAGACUUGAGCCCCCACCAGCGGAAAUGACACCAUCCUUCCCGACUACAACUGAAAACCCUUGCGAGACUACUGUGUGUAUCGAAUGUAUCGAAGGAAUGACAGAAGACACUGGAGACGCUAUUGAAUUAUUCUCGGACGAUGAAAAAUAAUAGAAUAAUAAGUAUAUAAUAUUUUGUUUUAAUUUAUAAAGUGAUUAAAAUUGACGAUAUAUUUUAGUUUCCCAAAUGAAACAGGGUUUUAGAAACCUAGCAAGAAUAAAUUCAAUAAAAUAUCGGUGAUAUUUU
This is a messenger RNA of Manduca sexta (tobacco hornworm), 1228 nucleotides long. RefSeq lists its product as uncharacterized. The transcript has 10 exons. Lineage: Eukaryota; Metazoa; Arthropoda; Insecta; Lepidoptera; Sphingidae. The coding region runs from base 71 to 1093 and encodes 340 amino acids. The record is from RefSeq and is a predicted model, not a curated record.